Sphaerodactylus townsendi is the source of this 1786-nucleotide messenger RNA. RefSeq names its product bestrophin 2 (gene BEST2). Bases 107 to 1786 code for a protein of 559 amino acids. Gene Ontology annotation, molecular function: chloride channel activity. Lineage: Eukaryota; Metazoa; Chordata; Lepidosauria; Squamata; Sphaerodactylidae. The record is from RefSeq and is a predicted model, not a curated record. The transcript has 10 exons.
GGGAAAAGGGUGUUGGCACUCUGGAUAUUCCUGCUUGUGAGAUCUUCUCACUGAAGGUGAAGCUGCGCUCCUGUACAGGAGACCCACUUAAUCUCUGUAUUCAACAAUGACGGUGACAUACACAGCCCGUGUGGCCAAUGCCCGAUUUGGCGGCUUCUAUAAACUCCUGUUGCUCUGGCGAGGAAGCAUCUACAAGUUGCUCUACAAGGAGUUCCUGGUCUUCUUCGUCUUAUAUGUAGGACUCAGUAUCACCUAUCGCUUUGUCUUAAAUGAAGAUCAGAAACGGUCUUUUGAAAAACUGGUCAUUUACUGCGACAACUAUGCCAACCUGAUUCCCGUCUCCUUUGUUUUGGGCUUCUAUGUCACACUGGUGGUGAACAGGUGGUGGAGCCAAUACACCUGCAUGCCGAUGCCUGACCCGUUGAUGUGUGUAAUCUGUGGGACUGUGCAUGGCACUGAUGAACGUGGCCGGCUUUAUCGGCGGACACUCAUGCGGUACAGCAGCCUGUCAGCAGUGUUGAUCCUACGCUCAGUCAGCACUGCAGUGUUCAAGCGGUUCCCUACCAUUGACCAUGUGGUGGAAGCAGGGUUUAUGACACGGGAGGAGCGCAAGAAAUUUGAGAACCUGAACUCUUCCUACAACAAAUACUGGAUCCCUUGUGUCUGGUUUAUGAAUUUAGCUGCACAGGCACGCAAAGAGGGCCGCAUACGUGAUAAUAGUGCACUUAAGCUUCUCAUGGAGGAGUUGAAUAUUUUCCGAGGAAAAUGCAGCAUGCUGUUCCACUACGACUGGAUCAGUGUACCACUAGUCUACACACAGGUGGUCACUAUUGCAGUGUACAGCUUCUUUGUAGCUUGUCUCAUUGGGCGGCAAUUCCUUGACCCAACUCAGGGUUAUAGAGGACAUGAUCUGGAUCUGCUUGUCCCCGUAUUUACCUUGCUGCAGUUUUUCUUCUAUGUUGGAUGGCUGAAGGUGGCCGAGCAACUCAUCAACCCUUUUGGGGAGGAUGAUGAUGAUUUUGAAACCAACCUACUGAUUGAUAGGAACUUGCAGGUCUCCAUGAUGGUUGUAGAUGAGAUGUAUGGGGACCUGCCCCUCCUGGAAAAGGAUCGGUAUUGGGAUGCCUCAAAUCCUCGAGCCCCUUACACAGCAGCUACUGUUUCUAUGCUGCAUCAGCCAUCCUUCCAAGGAUCCACCUUUGACAUAACCCUGGCCAAAGAGGAUAUGCAGUUCCAGCCUCUACAUAACAUUCCAGAGGGCCUUGAGCACGGCCGUCAUGUACCUGCUCAUCUCCUGAACCGUUUACUUGCCACAGCCCCUGCACCAAGUGGCUUUGGACGCCGACUGUCUCUGUUGAGGCGCAAGAAUAGCUGCGUCUCUGAAGCAUCUACCACCUACAGCUGCCUAUGUCAGGAUACGCAGACCACAGACUGCAGCUGUGGGCCUCUUGGGCAAUCUGUGCCUAUCAACAGUGUUCAUUUUGAGAUAGACAGGGAGCUUGACCCUGAUGCCACUGACAUACAUGAUGAUCUCCCAGAGGCCCAUGAUGACAAGCUGAAUAGCCAGAGCUCGCCAAGCCAGAAGGAGGCUCAUAACCAAGAGACAGUGUCUCUUCUGGAUACAACUGUUCCCACUACAACUGAUACCUCAUCUCAGCCUCUGCCAGAUCCUGAUUCAGAUGCUGUCUUCUUUCAUGCCCAAAAGGAGACGCCCAGUAAGAGCCUUCCCCCAGUCAACUAUCCAGCCUGGCUACAGAGCCCCAUUGAGGAAGAAAAUGUGGCAUGA